Messenger RNA from Cadophora gregata, 1248 nucleotides. Its product is annotated as Light-sensor Protein kinase. Gene Ontology annotation, biological process: regulation of DNA-templated transcription. Bases 1 to 1248 code for a protein of 415 amino acids. The transcript is spliced from 3 exons. Lineage: Eukaryota; Fungi; Ascomycota; Leotiomycetes; Helotiales; Ploettnerulaceae. The record is from RefSeq and is a predicted model, not a curated record.
AUGUCGAAUAUUCCGGGCAUUUCAAAGCCUGUCGUCUUCCUUUCAAGUGAAGACUUUGCGGUUGAACGUGUAUUUCCCAUCAGGAAUCUGGUCGGGGACGCGGACUCGACGCCCAGACCCGAGAAUGUGCAGAAUGCUACGGCAGAUGUUGAUCCGAUAGACUUACCCUUCAGAAUUGCAGAAGAGCUGGUCGCGAUUGAUGGGCAGGAAGAGACCGAUGUCAAGAAAUCGAAGGAUCAAGAAGCUGGAUCGCCAUAUCUUCCUCCGCCAUACCCGCCAGUACCACCAUCCCAUACGCUUCGCAGGCUCCCCUCCGAUGAAGGCGAAGCAGACUUAUCGAAGUCGAACGAUAGCUUGGGAUUCCAAAGGAAGAGGACUGAGAGAACGCAAUUAGUUCCCGCUACUACCAGGCCGCCAGGCGUUUUUCCAGGCAUCAUAUCGGACCCCUCGCGCCAGAAGUUCCACCGAUGCGAGGACGAGCCCAUUCAUACUCCAGGGGCAAUUCAACAAUAUGGAGUUCUAUUGGCUUUGAAGUACGAUAAGGAUGAGAAUCUUGAGGUCCGGAUCGUGAGCGAGAAUUCUCGUUGGGUACUCGAGUACACUCCUGAACAACUGUUCAAUCUCAAAUCUUUCUUGGACAUCUUAGAUGCCGAGUCUCGCGAAAAUAUAGUUGCGCAGGUCGAGCAUGCCCUCCACGAAACUCCCAAGGAGCUCAAUGAGGAUACACAUCUCGACAUAUUCGAUGUCUCCUUGAUCGUGCCAAAUGGAACCCUCAAGCGGCUCUGGUGUGCUCUCCAUAUUUCGAAAAGAACCAAGGAUCUGGUGAUCUUGGAGUUCGAGGACUUCUCAGAUGUGUUCUAUCAUCCGGACGUUCCUGAUAAGACAUUACCUGACACGCCAACCCAAACCAUCGAUCUAGAGGUUCAUCCUGAGGAGCGACUCAAGAGCAUUACUCGCGAGAGCGCUCCUCUAAGAGUCCUCCAGAUCUCGCGACACCAGAGACUGGUUGGUGUCUCUUCCAUGAAUCUUUUUAACGCCAUGAUACAGGCGCAGCAGCAAUUGUCAGCAGCCAAGUCUGUACAGCAUGUUUUAGAUCUUGUCGUGGGCAUCAUUUCGGAACUGACGGGCUUCCAUCGAGUGAUGUUCUACCGCUUCGAUGUCCAUAAGAACGGGUGUGUGGAAGCGGAACUCGUUAAUCCUCAAGCAAGUUUGGACCUGUAUAGAGGUCUCCAUUUUCCAGGCUCGUGA